AUGGAGAAGUUCUCGCAAUACCGUGACAAGGGUUCUGGUAUUGCUCCAUUCCUUCCGAUUCCUCCUGAACCAAAAGGGUUGCAACUUCCCUUUCACAUCUUCCUCUUCGUCUGUCGUGUGCCUUUACUGUUGAUCUUCGCCUUUUCGUAUUUUGCAUUCCUUCAAUGGAUGCCGAUCGGAGUCUUUGGUAGAAAGGCGUCUUUGUGGUGCAUUCUUGGGAUACCGGGCAUAUGGUGGAUAGAUCUACAGAUUGAUGGCGUGAAGAAAGGAUCUUUGGCGCAGAAUAAUGCUCGCCUGCCUCAAGAUGGUUCCAUCAUUGCCUCCUCGAGAGCAUCUCCCAUCGAUGCUUUAUAUCUUGCCGCCAUCUUCGACCCAGUCUUCGCAGCCACGUAUCCAUACACUCGUCAGGUGGAGCCCAUAUCUCUUUUCCAAGCCCUUGUUCGAUCAUUCACUCAUCCAAAACUCCAUCCCUCGAGGGGAGCCAACUUGGUCGAUUUGGAUGUCUUUUUGAGGCGCAACUCGAAUCGCAUUGUGGUCGUCUUCCCCGAAUGUACUACAACUAAUGGACGAGGUAUCCUCCCGAUGAGCCCAAGUCUUUUGACAAUUUCAGCUCGCACGAAGGUAUUCCCCGUCAGUCUGAGGUAUACACCUGCAGAUGUCACCACGCCAGUGCCUCAUAGCUAUUACACUUUUCUCUGGAAUCUUUGCAGCAAACCUUCCCACUGCAUUCGAAUUCGAAUUGCAGAAGCAGUGUACAAUAUAUCGAAGAGACAAAUUGACCCAGCAAUUGCAAAGAGUUCAUCACUCAAUGCCAAUUAUCUUGAUCCAUUAGUAUCUGAUGGUGCAGCCAGUGAUGCGGACACAUUGGUUGGCAGCGAAGAAGGUGAGGGUCCUACGACCAAAGAAGAAAGAGCAUUCUUAGACAGAAUUGCCGAAGCAUUAGCUCGACUGGGACGUGUCAAGAGAGUGGGCUUGGGAGUCAAGGACAAGGUCGACUUCGUGGCCAUGUGGACGAAAUCACAGAAGAGACGAUAG
Messenger RNA from Exophiala bonariae, 1035 nucleotides. RefSeq lists its product as uncharacterized. The record is from RefSeq and is a predicted model, not a curated record. The transcript is spliced from 3 exons. Lineage: Eukaryota; Fungi; Ascomycota; Eurotiomycetes; Chaetothyriales; Herpotrichiellaceae. The coding region runs from base 1 to 1035 and encodes 344 amino acids. Gene Ontology annotation, molecular function: acyltransferase activity.